Molecule: messenger RNA, 189 nt
Organism: Racocetra persica
Lineage: Eukaryota; Fungi; Glomeromycota; Glomeromycetes; Diversisporales; Gigasporaceae
Source: the annotation of a GenBank genome assembly
AACCCCAACACUGAAUUACCAGAUGAUCAAGAAGGCUCUAAUAUCGAUUCCGAAGAGAAGAUUUCAGAUGAUCAAACAGAUGCAUCAGAGGCAGUUUCAGCUGAGUCACAUCUUCCUGUAUUUUAUGACUUUAAUUCUUCAAGUAAGACGAGUCCAGGCAAUACCUCCAAAACUGAGGAACUUCAGUAG